Aspergillus pseudoviridinutans is the source of this 1971-nucleotide messenger RNA. RefSeq names its product mitogen-activated protein kinase kinase PBS2 (gene pbs2). Gene Ontology annotation, biological process: MAPK cascade; protein phosphorylation; cellular hyperosmotic response. The transcript has 2 exons. NCBI's taxonomy places the organism in Eukaryota, Fungi, Ascomycota, Eurotiomycetes, Eurotiales, Aspergillaceae. The record is from RefSeq and is a predicted model, not a curated record. Gene Ontology annotation, molecular function: ATP binding; MAP kinase kinase activity. Bases 1 to 1971 code for a protein of 656 amino acids.
AUGAGCGCGGCUACAAUGGGCCCAGAACAAGAACCUGUCGCAGAGGUUCCGUCCGCUCAAGUGGAAAUUGACAACCGAUCCGACAACACAACGGACGAUGACCUUUCUCCCUCUGUCACUGCUCCUCCGUCUUUUACUUCGGUACCGUCCCUUCGGCCGGACCGAGAUAUGACAUCGGGAAUAAGUGCUUCGUCGACUCAUUUGGGCCAAAUCAAUGCGGCUCGGCAUGGUGCAGGGACGCCGACACGGCCACACGCCUCCAUGAGUGGCGCGCAGCCAGGAGGUUUGAAUCAGGACAUCCUGGCCAAGAUGAAGGCCUUCUCCCUCUCCAGACAGGGUGCUCCCCCGCAUUUACCUCAUGCUGUCUCCACCGGAACAAUCCCUUCGGCUCGGUCAAGCGUUUCCAGUUCGCCAAGUCCGAUAGCAGGGCCGUCGCCUCCGAUGGGAGGUGCACUUGCCGGGCGCCUUCCCCCGACCGCACGCCCUCAUGGUAAAAACUGGGCAUCUUCGCCCUCGGUGGCGGGAGUUUCUGCAGGUUCUCAUUCACCUUCGCCGAAAACCGGCGGCCUGGCCGCAAAGAGAAUGAAGCCAGGGUUAAAACUGUCAGAUGCCACUGGCCCUGCGACUAGGUCUGGUGCCAGUUCGCCUGGCGACGGAUCUUCGGACGCAUCUGGAGGGUCGGCAUUCAGCAAAUAUUCGGAGUAUAUUGACACGAAGGCGGGAACUCUGAAUUUCAAGAACAAGGCGAUUCUGCACGGUGGCGGCGUCGAAUUCUCGUCCGGACAUAGUUUCAGCAUCUCGUUAGAUGAGGUUGAGCGACUGGAUGAGUUAGGUAAGGGUAACUACGGAACGGUCUACAAAGUUCGACAUAGCCGGCCCCAAAUGCGCAAACCCGGUAUGGGGCUUCGCGGCAUCAUUAGUCGCCCGACUGAGAACUCGACGCCGGAUAGCACUUCUGCGGCUAAGCCCCAGGACAAUCUUUCCGGUUACAUUAUGGCGAUGAAGGAGAUUCGCUUGGAGCUGGAUGAGAACAAGUUCGCCCAGAUCAUCAUGGAGUUGGAUAUUUUGCACCGUUGCGUGUCGCCAUUCAUUAUCGACUUCUACGGCGCUUUCUUCCAGGAGGGUGCGGUCUAUAUGUGUGUGGAAUAUAUGGACGGAGGCUCUAUUGAUAAACUCUACAAGGACGGCGUGCCCGAAAACAUUCUUCGAAAGGUCGCAUUAUCCACCGUCAUGGGAUUGAAGACUCUCAAAGACGAUCAUAACAUCAUUCAUCGGGACGUGAAGCCUACUAAUAUUCUAGUCAACUCUCGAGGUCAAAUCAAGAUCUGCGAUUUCGGCGUGAGCGGCAAUUUGGUCGCAAGUAUCGCGAAGACAAAUAUCGGCUGCCAGAGUUACAUGGCACCUGAACGUAUUGCAGGAGGUGGCGUGCAGCAGUCCGGCGCGACUGGUGGUGGAACCUAUAGUGUGCAGAGUGACAUCUGGAGUUUGGGCCUGACCAUUAUCGAAUGCGCUAUCGGUCGCUAUCCAUAUCCUCCAGAAACUUUUAACAACAUUUUCAGCCAGUUGCAUGCUAUCGUGCAUGGGGAUCCGCCAACAUUACCAGAGCAAGGAUACUCGGAAGAGGCGCAUGCAUUCGUCCGCGCUUGCUUGGAUAAAAAUCCCAGUAAGCGCCCUUCGUAUAGUACGUUGCUCAGACAUCCAUGGCUUGCUCCCUUGAUGCAACCCCCGACGGAGUCGAAUGGUACCGAUGCAACAUCCGCCGCUUCGUCUGACGGCCAACCUGGCGGGCCCGAUGCGAGUACUGCGACCGAGGAUGAGGAAGUGGCGGAAUGGGUCAAGGAGCGAAUCGAACGUCACCAACGUGGACAGCUACAAGAGUCAGAGAAACCUGCAUUGCAUGCCGUUGCUCUGGAUGCAGUGCCCGGUAGCCCUCUGCUUGAUGAUCCCUCCUCGCUACCAUCAGCUUCUUAG